AAUGCCUAGUUACAUGCACCCUUACGUUAUGAAACAGAACUAGCACGUAAUAAUAUUACGUGCAUGUGUUGGGGAAUUUUCGUUUGAAGGAGAUGUCAGCUGGAAAUUGCGAACUGUCAAACAGUCGUUUGUAACUGGCGCGUUGUGAUUGUGUACAUAAUUUUCAUUGUCUAAAAGCAGUAAGGAUGAGUUCUGACGAUUCUGACGAAGAACCUAUGACAAUGACGCCACCAGAAAUAAUGCAGCAAGCUGCAGCAACGUCUGACCAUCUUAUUCCAGAAAAAUCAAAACUGAAAUAUGAAUGCACAUACCAUAAAUUUAUGGACUGGCGUAUUAAAAAUCAUGCAAAGUCUUUUUCGGAAAAUGUGUUAAUGGCGUAUUUUGGUCACAUUAGACCUCAGUUUAAGCCAACAUCACUUUGGGCAAUGUAUUCUAUGUUACGGACAAUGAUUGGAAUAAAACACAAUGUAAAUAUUGCCAACUAUCCUAAAUUAAAGGCGUAUCUAAAAAGACAAUCAGAUGGAUAUCAUUGUAAGAAAUCAAAAGUUUUUACGGCAAGUGAAGUUAACAAAUUUAUUAAAGAGGCCCCACAUAUGGAAAAUUUAUUUAAAAAAGUUGUUCUUAUUAUUGGCAUAAGUGGGGCAUGCAGGAAACAAGAACUGAAGGAUAUUAAAAUGAGUGAUAUUGAAGACACAAGACAUUCACUUGUCAUUCAUAUUCCUAAGACAAAAACUGAAAAAUCUAGAUCCUUCGUAAUAUCGGGAAAUUUUUAUAAUAUUUGCAUGGAGUACAUAAAUUUUCGACGCAACGUAACUGAGCCAAGUAUUACUCAGUUAUUUCUCAACUUCCAAAACGGAAAGUGCACAAAACAAGUAGUCGGAGUGAACAAAAUAGGACAAAUACCAAGACAAGUGGCGGAAUAUUUAAAGUUGCCAACCCCUUCCUUAUAUACAGGUCACGCUUUGAGGAGGACAUCAGCAACAAUACUUGUUGAUGCCGGGGGUGAUUUAAUGGCCCUGAAAAGGCACGGGGGGUGGAGUUCGUCAACAGUAGCUGAAAGCUAUGUUGACGAAUCCAUGGCCACUAAAACAUCAACCAGCAACAAAAUAUUGCAGUCCAUUGAAAACCAAGAAAAGCGUGCUACUAUCGGCGUCACAGAAUUGUCUGGAACUGAAAAUUUUCAAGAGAUGCCUUCAACAUCAACGGCCAUAUUUGCACCUACAACUGCAGUAUUAGAGAAAUGUGCUACUACUCAUGGUAAAAGGGUUUUUACUGGCGGACAGAAGGAUAUGACUGGCUGGCCUGCGGCUCGCCAGUCACCUUCUGGGGCCAGUAAAAACCCGUUAUCUUGCAGUGAACUUGGACACACGCGCGCGGACCACCGACCAGCCAUUCGUGUGACGUUCGUCUUCGUCAUAGCUACGUCAUCGCUGGCGCAGUCGCGCAGACUACCGCCGAACACGCGCUCCAUCUAUGUUUCCUAA
Messenger RNA from Zophobas morio, 1484 nucleotides. RefSeq lists its product as uncharacterized. The transcript is spliced from 6 exons. NCBI's taxonomy places the organism in Eukaryota, Metazoa, Arthropoda, Insecta, Coleoptera, Tenebrionidae. The record is from RefSeq and is a predicted model, not a curated record. Bases 186 to 1484 code for a protein of 432 amino acids. Gene Ontology annotation, biological process: DNA integration; DNA recombination. Gene Ontology annotation, molecular function: DNA binding.